Messenger RNA from Lithohypha guttulata, 1587 nucleotides. RefSeq lists its product as uncharacterized. Gene Ontology annotation, cellular component: membrane. Gene Ontology annotation, biological process: transmembrane transport. Lineage: Eukaryota; Fungi; Ascomycota; Eurotiomycetes; Chaetothyriales; Trichomeriaceae. The transcript is spliced from 3 exons. Bases 1 to 1587 code for a protein of 528 amino acids. The record is from RefSeq and is a predicted model, not a curated record. Gene Ontology annotation, molecular function: transmembrane transporter activity.
AUGGCGAUCGGCAACGCUUUCAACGAGAAAGAUGAGGCCACGACAUCAGUACAGCAGCAUAAGCCGUCUCAUGCUUCCUCGGCCUCGAAUCAGCCAAUCAACUCUUCGUUCUCCUCCUCAACACCGCUGUGCGUGGACGUUACAGCUGUCCCACCAUGUCCAGGAACUGACACAUCGGAAGACAGCAACGAUGAUGCACGAGAGAGAGCACAAGUCGAGAAGAAGUUGGUACGCAAGCUGGAUAUAUGCUUGUUGCCAGUGUUGAUUGUGAUGUGUGCAUUUUCGAUCGUGGACAAGUCUGGAAUCAGCGUAGCUCUGAUUGACAACCUCAAGCACGAUAUUCACAUCACGCAAACUCAGUUCAACAUCGGCAUCGGUCUCUUCAAUCUAGGCACUCUCCUCUUUCAGCUUCCCUCAAACCUGCUUAUCACUCGUGUCCGACCCUCUGUGUACCUGUCCUUCUGCUGCCUCGCGUGGUCUUUGGUCUCAGCAUGCCACGCGAUCAUCCACGACUAUCCAUCCUAUACUCUCGUUCGAGUAUUUCUCGGUAUCGCAGAAGCACCUUUCUUCGUCGGUGCGGUACACGUUAUGAGCAGCUGGUACACUAGACGUGAACUCGCAUUGCGGAACUCUUUCAUAUUAGGCGCCAUCAUCCUCACCUUGACCUUCAUAUCCCCCCUCAGUGGUGGUAUUUUGCAAGCUCUGGGAGGAAAGAAUGGAUGGGCAGGAUGGAGAUGGCUGUAUUUAUUGUAUGGAGUCUGCGGGUUCGCGCCUGCUAUUGCUGGAUUCUGUCUCUUGCCUGAUUAUCCUGGUUCGAAGAGGAGAAGGUGGUGGUUGACCGAGCAGGAGCAAGUAGUUGCACAACGUCGAAUCAAAGAGGAUCGAGUGAACGAAAGGGAAGUCGAACGGAAGAAGCUUGCAACUGGACUGGUUGAUGCACUGAAGGAUAAGAGAACCUGGAUCUUCGUUAUGAUGCUCAUGGCUCGCAAAUCACUUGAGGGUCUUUACAUCUACCUCACACCAAUCACUUUAGCCAUCACUAAGCAGCUCUUCCCAAACUCUUCCAUCGACAUGAAGACACUGUCCCUGAUUAUUGGCUCUCCACCAGCUCUAUUAGCAGCUAUCUUAGCCUUGUUUUUCGCCUACACUUCCGAUCGUUACUCAGAGCGGACUUUCCACCUCGCUGUGCCUCUCGUAUUUGCGCUGAUAGGCACAAUCACCAGUGCCGCAUCCUUGAAUCCAGUAGCACGCUAUGUCAGCAGUUACCUCUACCUGGCUGGCCAUGUGGCUGGAACAGCACUAUUAUGGUCUUGGGUGCCAGGCGUCAUUCAAGAAACUCCUGAGAAGAAGGCUUGUGGUAUUGCUAUAGUGAAUGUGCUCGGUGGUCUGGGUGGUCUAUGGAGCCCUUUCUUGUUCCGGGGGCGGGACAUGCCAAGGUAUCCAUUGGCGUUCGCAGUGAUUUCAGGCUUUAUCGUGGUUGAUAUUGCUUGCUGUUUUGUGAUGAGGUCAGUUUUGAAGAAGCAGAACCAGAGGCUUAAGGACAAAGCGCAAGAGAAUGCGACUGAGGAGAAGGUAUAUGUUCUAUGA